GUGUGUGUGUGUGUGCGUCCGAAAGGGACUUGCAGGGGAUUGGAGAGUGGAGUAAUUCCAGCUCUCUUUAAAACAACUUCUCAGCACGGAAUCCGUCCCGGAGUUUGGUACAGGAGUCCCCGACCAUCUCUGCGUUACCCAGGGACUCUGCAGCGGGAAUAUUGUUUCACCACAGCAUCAGAAAUCUUCGCGAUUUCGAAAGGUUUAUUUCGGGGUGAAGGAAGGAUUUUACGGUUCAAGGGGUUCACGAAGCUCAAGGAGAGACUCUGGAACACUUUUGGAUUAAUGUUUCUGUCGCUCUGUUUGUUACUGUAAACUGAUACUGCUCCUGGAGUGGACUAACUAUGGUUUGUGGAUUGUGUGCAGGACCUCCACAGUGUUGGGGAGCUGAAUGCUGUGUGAGAGGGCUGGCAAAAGUUGUGGCUUAAUUGAGUUGGCGACAGCAGGUCACCGAGCAGUGGCUGUGUGUAGCCGUCUCCUUCUCCAGACCUGAAGUGAUAUGUUUAACGCAGCGCAUGAUUGAAGAUUUCUUUCUAAUGCUGCUGGAGAGCCAGAAAACGGCGACCACCGGCUGCGCAUGUUGUGCGCACCGUGCACAACCCCCCGGUCUUAUGCUACGAGUGUAAAUCGAUGUGGCAUCUCCCGAGACCCGGACGGGACCGACAGGACACAUCCAAAACUGUCUAGGUUGUCGUAUGUUCAAGUCGAAACGCGCAGGUCUUGUACGGCGACUCUGGAGAAGCCGUCUGGUCACCGAGAGCGACGGGCGGGAUGGAAGCAGACGAGGUGAGGGGAGACGGGACGGGCAAUGUGGCAGACACUCAGGAAAGCUCCACAGACACGAGCAGCGGCCGGUGACACACACUGACCCGGCUCCGGGACUCACGGGGGAGGCUGUAGACCUGACGGAGAGCCCCGAGAGGGAGGAAGAGGAGCAGCCUGACGAUGACCGUGCUGCGGGGGCCAUGUGCGUCUCGGAGCACAGAGGCGCUCGCCGGGGACAGGAGGGCGACGGUAGGACGGUGACGUGUUGUUUGUUUGGGGAAUGGGAUAUCAGACCUCGGAGCCCGUAUUGGGGCCCGAGGAAAGACGGAGGGGGCGCUUGUCAGUGCGCACCGAGGCAUACGGGGCUGGAGGAGGAACUUGCGAGCACUGCUCAUGCCUUUUUGAAAAGACUCAAGGAGAAAUCUCUGGAUACUUUGGUGAAGGCUGUGGAGACCAGAGGAGGGAUACCCAGUGAGUGUGUCAUGGUGCCGAGCAGUGAGCUGCGGCUCGGGGCUCAGCACAUAUCUCCGCAGGACCUCCUGUGUAAGGUGUACCGCUGGAGCGACCUGCCUCUCUCAGGCCGCCUCAAAACGCUCAGCCACUGCCAGAGCUUCGGCGCAGGGGACGGGGCAAAGGUGUGCUGCAACCCCUAUCACUACAGCCGCCUAUGUGGGCCAGAAUCACCUCCUCCCCCAUACUCUCUGUCCCGUUCAGACGAACACAAGCCACUGGACUCAAAUCUGUCUUACACUGAACCUGUGCCCCCCCUCACCUCCAAUCCGCCUCACCCGACGCCAAGAGACUACACAGACACUGGUACCUCCAUCGGCUCCUCGACUUCCAGCGGACAUCGCUCUCACUGGUGCAGCGUUGCCUACUGGGAGCAGCGCACACGUGUUGGUCGCCUUUAUCCAGCCCACGAGCCCUCGCUCAACAUCUUCUAUGACCUACCUCAGGGCACGGGCCUCUGCCUGGGCCAGCUCCACGCCAAUGCCUACCACAGCCGCCGCGAGGACCCAGGCAGCCACAGCACGGCAGGUCUGCACGGACACCCCCGCCAUGGAAGCGGAGGGAGUAGCAGUAGCAGCAGCGGCAGCAGCAGCGGUGUGCAACAGAUACGCAGUAAAAUCGGACACGGAAUCGUGCUGAGCCGCGAGCCGGACGGAGUGUGGCUUUACAAUCGCAGCAAGCACCCAGUGUUUGUACACUCGCCCACCCUGGACCCCCCCAGGGCUCGAGGGCUGAGUGUGAAGAGGGUGAUGCCGGGCUUCUCCCUCAAAGUGUUUGACUAUGAGCACUCCAGCUGGAUGGCGCAGCACGGCGUGAAGCCUGAGUGCCAUGAGGGGCCCUGGGACCCCCACAGUGUUCGCAUCAGUUUUGCUAAAGGAUGGGGCCCCUGCUACUCCAGACAGUUCAUUACUUCCUGCCCGUGCUGGCUGGAGGUGCUGCUCAACAACCACAGAUAGCACACACACACACAGACUCACAAGGCUUCCUGACCCAUUAUCCUUAUUGUACUCUACCUAGAUUUAAUAUAAAGUUUAUAUAUUAUAUAAAAUAUAUUAUACAUGUAAAUACUUGAGUCAUUUUUACAAUGCAAUUAUUUAUGUAUAGUGUAAUGUGUAUAUGGACAAAAUAAAAAGGAACAAGAAUAUGCACUUUUGAUUCUACAUGCAUUACAGUUUCUCAGUGUAUAUUUUGCUAUUUUAAACUGUACAAGUAAGACAAAACCUGGUUUAUGUUCUCAUGAUUUAGCAAUUCCUUCAAAAGUAUGCCAUACACACAUUGUCAAUAAAGUAUUUGUAUUAAACGAA
This is a messenger RNA of Gymnodraco acuticeps, 2579 nucleotides long. Its product is annotated as mothers against decapentaplegic homolog 6-like. The record is from RefSeq and is a predicted model, not a curated record. The coding region runs from base 696 to 2231 and encodes 511 amino acids. Gene Ontology annotation, cellular component: heteromeric SMAD protein complex. Gene Ontology annotation, biological process: cell differentiation; SMAD protein signal transduction; regulation of transcription by RNA polymerase II. The transcript is spliced from 4 exons. Gene Ontology annotation, molecular function: transcription regulator inhibitor activity; I-SMAD binding. NCBI's taxonomy places the organism in Eukaryota, Metazoa, Chordata, Actinopteri, Perciformes, Bathydraconidae.